CGCGCCUGACGGGAAUCGCCGGUGUGAGGGGGAGGUCCGGCCGCUGCUCACCCGGCCCGAGCUGAUCCUCCGGGAUCGGCUUGGCCCACGGAUCCUGCCCCACGAGUUGGGAGGCGCCCGCUGCGGAUGAGCUGAGGAGGUGCCAGGCUGCCCGCGGCGCCAUGGACAGCUUCCUGGAGGAGGAGGACGAGGAGGAUGAGGAGGCCUCAGUGGGGAGGACGAGGAGCCCCGGCCCCCCGGCAGGGAGCGCCUUGCAGCCUCCUCUGCACCUGCCCUUCCUGCCGGCGCUCCCCCACCAGCCGGCAUCUUCCCAUGAACACAAACUGAACUUCAAGAAAAGCAAGGAAGCAUGUCUAAGUUACAUUCAGGAUGCCAUGCUACAAAAGCAGUGGAAAAGGGCUGCAGAGUUUCUGACCUUCUAUGUUGAGUCACUAGAGAAGGACUAUUCCAGAGAACCAGUCGGUCCAUCAGAGAUGAUUUGGAGAAUAGGAACUGAAAUUUUGUACCAUCAUUCCAAUAGCAACAUGAAAGAGUUCAACUGUUUCAUGGAACAGAUGAAAACUUUAGGAGUAAAAAGGUAUUUGAAGGUCUGCUUGGAGCAUGUCUUUCAUCUCCUUUGUAAUGGGCAAAUAGAUGAAGCUUACCAAAACCUGUCCCUGGCAGAAAGCUGGAGGUUUGGAGAACAAACAGCCAUUCAGGAUAAAGAAAUGAAACUGAUUCAGGCUUACAGGGGACUGCUGGACUACUAUAACUGGUCUAAGCAGAAGAACAUCCUUUUAGAGCAUGGUGUGGAUGGAUUUGCAGACUUGUCUGUUGAACAGGAAAUGCACAGUUGCUUUCGGAAGGCAGCAGUGAACUUAAAGGAGAUUAUUAAAAUACCCGGAGUCUGGGAUCUCUUUGUGAAAUGCUAUGUGGACAUGUUGGAAUUCUAUGGAGACCAUAAUGAAGCCUGCCAAGUACUGAAUGAAUAUGCCUACAACUCAAAGUUUCCUGCCAAUCCCAAUGCUCAUGUUUACCUCUACCAGUUCCUGAAGAGACAGGGCGAGUCAAAGAAGUCGCUCAUCUCUGCACUGAAGAUCUUGCAUGAUAUUGUUCCGUCUCAUGAACUUAUGAUAGACUUUAAUACCAUGCUUCAAAAAUCAAAGAAAAGAAAAAAACGUCGACUGGGGCUAGAAGUUAUUUUUGCGGCCUUGGAUUAUGCUGGCUGGAAAGAAAAUGUAAAAGCAUGGAGCUGCUUGGCAAGACAGGUGAAACAAAUUGUAAUCGCUGAGAAGCAUCUUGACUGGAUCAAGCAAGAGUGGAGCUCCAGGAAGGACUGGUGGCCAGCCUUCCAUUUUAGCCGGUACUUGGCAAAAAGGAACUGGCAGGAAAAUAAAAGCCUUUCAUAUGAAAAAGCUCUGGUGGCUGGAAUUUUACUGGGAAAGGAUUGCAAGUACUUUAAACAUGUAUCACACCAAGGCUGCAAAGCUCAGGUGAAAAGGUUCCAGAUGCUGAAGAAAUUCAUGAACAGGCACAAUCCUGUCUACCUGAGAAUAUCUGGUCGUUCUGUUUCCUCUCUACAACCUUGAUUAGAAGGCAUCCUUAAGGUUCUUGUACUUUUUCCUCUCUGUAAAACUGACUUCUGGGUUGGUGCUACUGUGAAACUUCUGGGCAGACCCUAUCGACUCAGUACUAGACUUUUUUACAUACUUCUGUAAAAACUAUUCGGUUUGUAUUUGUUUUAUAAUAAAAUGAAUAUAAAUCAAGGGAUGAGGUUGAAGAAUGUGUUUAAUGUUAGUCCCA
Molecule: messenger RNA, 1782 nt
Organism: Empidonax traillii (willow flycatcher)
Lineage: Eukaryota; Metazoa; Chordata; Aves; Passeriformes; Tyrannidae
Gene: TAF1A
Product: TATA-box binding protein associated factor, RNA polymerase I subunit A
Exons: 10
Coding region: 162-1568 (468 amino acids)
Biological process (GO): transcription by RNA polymerase I
Cellular component (GO): RNA polymerase I transcription regulator complex
Source: RefSeq, a predicted model, not a curated record